GGAGCUAGUGGUUAGGCAUGUAUUCUGCCUCAACUUUCGGGGAGUUGGGUCUAUUUUCUUGCUUGCUGAAACCUGUUUCAAAAAGAAAGUGAAAGUGUAAAACGAAAGGAAACAUGAAAUAAAAGAGAGGCAAGCUGAAUGGAAAAGAGAGAGAGGCUCGGCGCAAGCUAAGCCUUUCGGCUGGUGUUGAUCUGAGGCAGGAGUGGCUUGAAGCUGCGUCAGGAGAGUGUGAGCGGAAUGCGCUCGGGCUGAAGAAACUAGUUGGGAGGCGGCCGGUAGGGCGAAGGAGCUUGAGCUGCUGUCUGCAGGAGCGAGUGAGGUGAGAGCCAACUUCUGCAGGGGUGUGCAGCACGGGAGGAGACCUCCGGUCGGGAAAAGAGGCAGAGAAAGAGUGUUCUUGAAAUAUAAAGGAUAGAAAGCUGCUUUUGACCUGCCCAGUGGACUCUCUUGGUUCCAGAUGACAGCUGUCGAAAGAACAAACUAAUAUAAGCAGUUCUGUGGGAUUCUUAUAUCCUUACAACUUUUUUUUGCAAUAUUCUGUUUGGAUCUUAUGAUGUCCAUGAUGGAUAAGAUUCCACAGGAAUCUGGCUCUUCAGACAUGGAUACAGAAAACCAGGGAGAAUUAGCAGAUCAAGUUGCAGCCAUGGACAUUGGCACUGAAGGUCUGGUUGGUCCAGACAGCAAAAAGGGCUUUCAAACCAAAGGACUAAAUGGUGAACAAGACAGCUGCACUGUCAAGUCUGGGAUUAAGAAACCAGCCAAGAGGGAGUGGCUUUCUAACAGAAAGUUAUCUCUACCAGAGCGACCAUCUGGAAGCUACACAGGAACUGGCGGCUCUGUGUUUGGGUCAUAUGCAACUGGCUCCUCAAGUCAUGUCUCUCCCAGAAUGACACGUAGGCCAACGAUUGAGUCUACAAAGAUAUCAAUUUCUGGCUGUCAGGACUGUGUACAGCUAAAUCAAUACAAACUCAAAAGUGAAAUUGGAAAGGGUUCCUAUGGGGUGGUUAAGCUUGCCUACAAUGAAGAUGAUGACAAAUACUAUGCAAUGAAGGUGCUUUCCAAAAAGAAGCUGAUGAAACAGUAUGGAUUCCCUCGUCGCCCCCCACCUCGAGGAGCCAAAGCUGCUCAAGGUGAACAGCCAAAACCUUUGGGUCCAUUAGAGAGGGUGUACCAGGAGAUUGCUAUCCUGAAGAAGUUGGAUCAUAUCAACAUUGUCAAACUAGUGGAGGUGCUUGAUGAUCCUUCAGAAGAUAAUCUUCACAUGGUUUUUGAACUUGUGCAAAAGGGCCCAGUGAUGGAAGUGCCAACAGACAAGCCAUUCACAGAGGAGCAGGCACGGAUCUACUUCAAAGACGUGGUCCUGGGCAUCGAAUAUUUACACUACCAAAAAAUCAUUCAUCGGGAUAUAAAGCCUUCAAAUUUACUCCUUGGCGAUGAUGGGCACAUCAAAAUUGCAGACUUUGGAGUUAGUAACCAGUUUGAGGGCAGUGAUGCUUUACUGUCUAGCACUGCUGGCACUCCAGCCUUCAUGGCCCCAGAAACACUCUCUGAUAAUAGGAAGAGCUUUAGUGGAAAGGCACUAGACAUUUGGGCAAUAGGAGUGACACUUUUCUGCUUUGUAUUUGGAAAGUGCCCUUUUAUAGAUGAGUACAUUCUAUCAUUACAUAGCAAGAUAAAGAACAAGCCGGUGGAAUUUCCAGAAACGCCAGUAGUUAGCGAGUCACUGAAAGACUUACUUCUGCAAAUGCUGGAUAAAAACCCUGACUCUAGAAUAACUAUUCCAGAAAUAAAGUUACAUUCCUGGGUGACCAAGGAUGGCACAGACCCCCUGCCACUGGAAGAAGAGCACUGCAGUGUGGUUGAGGUGACAGAAGAUGAAAUCAAGAAUUCAAUUAAGCUAAUCCCCAGUCUUUCUGCAGUGAUUUUAGUAAAGGCAAUGUUGCGAAAACGCUCAUUUGGCAAUCCUUUUGAGUUUCAUUCAAGAAGAGAAGAAAGGUCCAUGUCGGCUCCUGGAAAUUUACUCAUGGACAGGUGGCUCUUUUAUUCUUCUAUAAAAGCUCAUCCUUCAUUAAGCAGGAAACAGAGCAGUGGUGAUGGAGCAAAGGAGAUGGAGCUCCCUGAUGUGCAUGAGGAUGAAGCCACCCCCUAACAUGACAACGGUCUGCCAGAGCCGUUCUGAGUUAAACUGUGCUGCAGUACCUUGGAUUGUUUUCGCACUUCAGCUAACCCACCCACCCCAUCAGCAACUCCAUGCUACAAUUGUGAAAUUUGGAAAAUCUGGAGUUGUUGAUGUCUUGGAGUUACUUGACAAGUACAAUGACAUGACCGUGUACAUGAGCAGAACACUCAGUUACGUUGUUUUGUGUGCUGUUGCCUUUUUCAUCAGCUGUCUGUAAUCAUUUGUCUUCUCUGGAUAUUGUCGCAUUGUGUAGCCCUUUUCUUGCUUUUUUGUUUAUUGAUUUGCUUUUCAUGAAUGUACACAUGAAAUCUGUCAAAAUUAACAAUGAAGACAACCUGUUUUUUGUAUGCCAAAAUUAGGAAAAACCUGUCUUUUGGUUGGAGUGUUUCCUUCUGGUUUUGGUCAGCACAUCGGUGAGAUAUGUACCUGGCUGUCAAACACAAGUUCUCUUACUCAAGUAACGGCUCAUUAACGUAGACAUUAUUUGCUACAUAAACACUUAAAAAUUAUCAAAAAUUUGAGUUUAACAAACAUCCAAAUAAUCUGUUUUCUAUAUAAUGCACUGAAAUGCUGAAGUCUCUAUAGUAAUUACUGACACUUUCAGCUCGACUUUUAUUAGUUUUUGCACUCUGUUGUCCUUACUGUAGUAUCUCUUGUAUGUGACAAAUUUAUGGACAGAGCACUUUGCUACCUAGUAUAUUGCCCUACAUCAUUAGCAGUGGUACCCAAUUGUAGUUUUAUUUAUUAUUAUUUUUUAAUCUUCCUGUAAUGCAACUUCAAAUUAAUUUUGAGCUGGUUUGCUUACACUCUUUAAACGAGUAAUUAUUUAUGUAUCAUCCUCCUCCUCCUUCUUGUCUAAAAUGUAGUAUCUGCUGGGCAGAGCAAGAAUAAAGCUAGGAACGGCUGCAAAGUGCUCCACUGGAGGUUUUAUUAUUUUUUUUUUUUUUUGUACAGAAAAGUUUACACUUGAUAAUGGCAGCCAGCUGAUUCACAGGGAUUUAAACAUAUCAUCAAAAUGUAAAUUAGAAUCUACUGACAGCAAGUAUAAAAGUAAAAAGACAAAACAAGACAAUCCCCAAAAUACUGACUAGACCACAGCAAUAUUAUAAUUAUUAGCAACUUCAGGACAACAAAGGCACCUUGCCUAUCCAUGUAGUAUGGUAAAUAAAUUUAAGCUUUGUUUUCGGAACAGAAAUUAUGAAUUAAAAGAUAACUUUAAGCCAAAGCAACCACUACAUGUUUGUUUUUCAUUUAAAAAUACAUACAGUUUUGUAGUGGCCACUAUUGUAAGCAGUUUUCCAAAGUGAUUAGGCGUAAAUUAGCAAGUGCAAGAAUACAAUAAAGCAAAGCAUUGAAUAGCAGCGAUUCAUUGUUUGGAAUUUGUGCCUUAUGUAGUGAGCUCUAAAGCAAAGUACCUUACAAAUAAAUGAACAGAGUCCUCUGCAUGUUGAAGCAAUAUGUUGACAUACACACUCCACUCAAUAGAAAUAAGACAAACAGUGUACUAAAUUACAGAAUGUCAGUAUUAGAAUUCAGCAUAGAAGACUGAAGGCGCUUCAUGGACAGACAAUAGGAAAAGGACCACAUGGAGUAAAUGUAUCUGUAACUUGUGUUGUGUGCAUUCCUGAAAAUCUUUUAAUACUUAUUAGCUAAAUUCUAAUAUUCCUCUACAUUUACUACUACAAUACCUGACACAGUGUUCCAGUGAGCAAAUGCUACAUUCAUCACCACACAAUUUGGUGAAUGCUCAAGUGUUUGCAAUUGUGAGAAACCUUGAGGUUGGUGAGCAAAUGGCAGAGUUCUGAAAGUUUAACCUGAAAUUGAUGAUCUCUACAGUGGUGGUUUGGUACAUGUCAGAACACUAAGAGCGGCUUCUUUUAUUUAAUGUCUUUAUCAUCUUUCAGUUAUACAAUCAUUGCUCAGUUCUCUGUUGCAAACAGGUUUUGUUCUCCGUUUUGUGAGGUGUUUUGUAAAGGAGGAUAAGAAGGCAUGCCCUUGAUGAUGUGACCUAUUUGUAAAUGGAUAGCCAGUGAAUUUAAUAUUAAGCAAAAAAAAAUAUGACUUUGGAGGACUGAUGAUUAUAGUAUGCAUACUCUAUGGUGAAAUUUAAUUUUAGUAGAAAUCAACUGCGUUAUAAUUUUUUUUUAAUUCUGAUCCCCUCCACCUCCCACAAUACAGUCUUCACUGUGGUAACCAAAGUACUUCUGAGAUGUUGUUGGAGUUAAAACAGACCCAAGAAAGUUUUCCUGGGCCAGUGUGCUACAGUAUUGCUCUGUAUGACUACUUUUAGGUGAAACUUUAAAGUAUCUAAAUUCAUACAGACCUAUAAUGUAGAAACUAAAACUAAGAGCAGCAGCAACAACAGCCCAGAUGAUGUAACUGCUCUAGAGUAAUGGUGCAGCAUCGCAAUAAACUGAGAGUAAAGCCUCAGGUGAAAUAUUUGUUGGAUAUUUGUUUCAUUUUGCCCAUACUCAUUUUCUUCCCUAUCAAGACAUUUCAUUCAAUAAGAAACAGGAAAGAAAAAAAGGAAUACAGAUUAGCUGCUUACUGAAUUAUAUAACCAGACUAUCCAUCUUACUUAGGCUGCCCAUGAGAGGACUUGUGUUCAGAACCAUUUUGUAUGUCCUACUGCACUAGCUGAUGAAAACAUGUAUUCGUUUGUUAAUUUUUCCAUCAAGGCUGUUGGUAGACUGGAGGAGGCUAGUCUAAAGUGUGAUAAUCUGUACCUUUUUAUUAAUCUUCUUGUCCUCAUUCACUGAAUUUCAAGUUUCUGAACGUUUCUAGCUCGUCGAAUAUCAAGAGUUUCUAAGCACAUAAAGUAUUUUGUCUGCUUGGGAUUAUCCUAGGAAGAACAUAUAAAAGCUGUGCAGUUGUCCAUCUAUGACUUUUUAGAAAUAUCUCCAUUCUGAUCCCACCUACUACUGCAAGUUUGACAGCUGUUUUGGAUACAUAACACAGACAGAUGCAUGUCUCUGCUUUACAAAUUAUCUGAUGCAAUGGAUCUUUAUCUUCGUCACUGAGGAAAUUAUGAGCUUGGCUUUUGUGACAUAUUUAUUUGUUUGUAACAGCAUGCCACUGAGUUCUUAUUAGAGUAUGGCAGACCAUUCACUGGGAUACAACUUGACACACAAGCUGUUAUGCAGCAAGAUAAUGUCUGAUUUUAACUUUUUUUAUAUGGGUGCACUUUACUGUUGUUAGUUGAUGCGGUAGUUCAAAUGUCCAUGUUUACAGAGACACUAUUGUGGAACCAUUUCACACAAAAAGUGAAGGGCUUCUGCUGCCUAUAUGACUAAAUAAAUUUUCAGUUUCAUAUUUACAUAAUACUUAGUCAUAUCCUUGGCAGUAUGACAAAAUCAUCACUAUUUUGUUACAAAACAAUUACAUGAUCGCAAUUAGAAAAUAAUUAAAGAGAUUUAAUGUGACUUAGGUUAUUUAUAUAUAUAUAUAUAUAUAUACACGUUUAAUCUGUGUUUACAUGACCAAUUGCUAUCUCAGUCCUCUGAUAUCCCAUGCUAUCUUUAGUUCCAAGUUUUACUGUUUGAUGGUAAAGCUUACGUUUUGGACCAUGUAGCGUUUUGUAACUGAGGACUGAGGAGUUGAGUAAAUAUUCAACUUUCAUCACUGAUGGUGUCUUUUAUCAAAUCAGGUUUACUUUAUGUAGUGUCUUUCUAUUUCAUAUACACUAUGUAGUUUAUAUGUGUUUUGAACGUUGCUGACUUCAUUAAAUUGAGAACAUUCCUGUAAUGUAAAUCCUUGCUUUUAAUGCCAAAGCCUUAUUUUCUUUUUUUGGAAUGCAACUGAGAUGCUGUGUUUUGUCAAAUACGGAUUCAAAUGCUUUAGUUAAAUUUCCCAGGAAUUUUAUAUUUGCAUUCUGAUCACAUGUUGUGACAGACUCAAACUUUAUUUUGGUAAGAGAUUGUUGCUGUGUAUUUUUCACCUUCAGAAAGCAAGCUAAGCUUUCUUUUCAACUUGCAUCCUUCUGUGCUGAUAUGAACUGCCUGACUAGCAGGGGACUAGUAAGGCUGUGUAAUUAUUGAAUGAGCAAUUUCAGUAAACAGUUGGUCAUCAGACUCAGAAGAGCAAAAAUGGAUAAUUGAACAUGUUCAUUAUAUCUUGUGUUGAUUAUAAACAGCCAAAAAGUUAAGAUGCAACUACUGAACUCCCUCAUCCCCUCUCACAAAUAUGAAAUCUGCCAUAAUACAAAAAUUGGCUUGUGAGCCAAUAUAUCCUGAUCCCCAAGUUCACAGAAUCCAGAAAGAUGGAAAACCAGCACAUUAGUGGCCAAAAUUGAGCUUAUGUCUGCAAGCUUUCAAGUGUUCUGAGCAAAAUGUUGACUUACUGUGACUUGUGCUUUUUGAAAACCAAAUGAAAUGCAGAACAAUGACUACAGAUUUUUUAGAGGGCUAUCCUUUAGGAGGGCAUUGAAAGAAGAGAGCAUGAAAUAUCAUUUUACUCUAGCAUUGCUGCUAUGUAUUAUACUGUUUGUCAGUGUUUGCCAUUUGUUUUUGCAUAACAUUUCACUGGAUGUAAAGCAUACUUUUGAAUGUACUGAAGGUAGCCAUUGUAAAAUGAUGCAUGAUUUCUCUCUACUGAACUGUAAAUAUGUACCGAUAUAAAGAGGCUAUUUUUUGCAUGCUUUUGUACAUUAGUCAAAAUAAUAAAAUCAUCCGCACACAAUAAAACUCUG
Polypterus senegalus (gray bichir) is the source of this 6866-nucleotide messenger RNA. It is a transcript of the gene camkk1a, whose product is annotated as calcium/calmodulin-dependent protein kinase kinase 1, alpha a. The coding region runs from base 551 to 2149 and encodes 532 amino acids. The transcript is spliced from 18 exons. Gene Ontology annotation, molecular function: ATP binding; protein kinase activity. The record is from RefSeq and is a predicted model, not a curated record. Gene Ontology annotation, biological process: activation of protein kinase activity; protein phosphorylation; CAMKK-AMPK signaling cascade. NCBI's taxonomy places the organism in Eukaryota, Metazoa, Chordata, Cladistia, Polypteriformes, Polypteridae.